Molecule: messenger RNA, 3045 nt
Organism: Trichobilharzia szidati
Lineage: Eukaryota; Metazoa; Platyhelminthes; Trematoda; Strigeidida; Schistosomatidae
Source: the annotation of a GenBank genome assembly
CGCCUAGUAACUUCGAUCUCUGCAGCGGCAUCUUUGGUCUUGGCGGUACCAGAAGCAUGUUCAACUAUAUGCUUUAUCCAGAGAAUUAUCGCGACAUUGGGGCUAGUUUUGUUAGUCACUAUUACAAUGUUCUGCAAGUCGACCGGGCUCAACUCAACUUGUUCUAUCACGAUCAGGCGAGAAUGACGUAUGAAGGUCAGGAGAUUAUAGGCAAGGAGAAAAUUGGUGAAAAAUUCCGAUCACUCCCUGCCAAUACCAUUCGGAUUGCUACUACGAGCGUGGAUGUUCACCCAAGUGAAAAUGCAGUCCUGAUCCUCGUGUGUGGGCAACUAAAAUUCGUUGUUUUAUAUACAUACAUUCUUUCCCUCGAAAGACCACCAAAAUAAUCCUUUGGAAGCGAUGACUUCCCUGAUCAACUGGUUUCAAUAAUUCCUGACUGACUGGUUCCAACAAAGAACUUUGCACCGAUGUGUAGCCGUUCGAGUCACCAAUCUUCACUCAGCACACAAAGUCAGAUAAGAAGAAGGAGAAGAAAGCCAAUAAAACGGAAAAUAGAGGCAGUAAACGGAGAUAUGGGGCUAAAAGAAUAGUAAUAUUGAUGAGCAAUAUAGUGUUAUAGAAUAUAAUAAGUCACAAGAAGUGAAUGUAUCUAUACCAUUGAGGACGAUUUUGAGCCAUACCUCCGAUUGUCUACAGCCAUUAAUAUUUACCCUCCCGAAGACACCAACCAGGAAGUCUACACGUGGCUGGCUUAAACUGACUUGUGGAUUUCAUUGACUAAUGUAGCCGUGUUUUUGUUUGAUCAUCACUGACUUUUCCAGCUCGACCCUAAUGCAGCUAACAUAGCCCGUCAAGGAAGGCGAAGGCUAGACAUGCGUAACACAUGUCCUAACCACCUGAAUCGAUGUACCUUCACAACAUCGUGUAUCGAUUUCCCCUCUUUACCUAUCACUUGACGCCUAACCUCACUAUUGCCCACCCUAUUAUACCAUUUCACACAGGAUACAAAACAAUUAUUCCUGCCACUUCCCCGUAGGCUCACGUUAACAACGUCGUUUUGAAAGCUUUUCAAGGACCAUUUAAUACCAUAUCCAACUAAAUUUUCUUAGAAAGGAUGAAUUCCAUGUAAAUGGAAAUGACCUUUUGACUGGUUUAGACAUGCUACAGGUCGAGUCGCCACUAUCCAUGCAGCACACAGCAAAAGAAAAGAGUAAGAUGAGAUAAUGAACAAAAGCGUGAGGGAAAUAAUAUAGUAAUGUGGAGGAACAAUAGACUUGGAUAUGACAGACCACUAAGAGUAAACACAUCUGUGCCAUCAUUAAUAACGAUGUUUUCGAGCCAUAUCAUGAAUUGUUUCCAGUCGCCAUUGAUUUUUACCAUCAUCCCCAGAAACGCAACUAGCCAGUCAGGCUGGCUACGUGGCUGGUUUAAACUAACUUAUAAUGGGUCUCACAGACUGAUGAAGCUAUUUUUUGGUUUGAGGUUUCGGCAUAGACGUUUCUUGAUUAGUGUUAAACGUGCGACAAUUACAGUGUCGUACGAAGGACUAUCAGCUUGUAAUUCUGAAUACUGUGUUUGUUAAACAUUGUCAUUAGAUACCUAAUAGUCCUACCAUAUCCUAGUAUUUUUGCUAACUGUUGUGUCCAACAGUAUGAAAAUUCUCCGAAGCAUGUUCGAUAUAUGCAUGAUAAGCAUAGAUUUCUUUCAUUCUAGUGUUUUGAGGAAUUAGUUUUAGAUCCCACAAAGCACUAAAAGGUUUCAUCAUAGUUUCUUGCCGUUUUCAUCGUUCAUGUUGGUGGGAAUUCUGUUUCACAUUUCAAAGUUGCUAACAACUCUGCAGCGGAAUACCUGUCACUUUUAGUGAAAUAUACUUCGUGUUUUGAAAGCAUGAAUAAUGUAUCCUCUACAAGUUCUCCAACUUAACACAGCUGAAAAGCUAAUUUUUGGUCGACGUUCCAGUUUUUACUCAAUUCACUAUAUUGAAAAUUCUACAUGCAUUUUUGAUUUUAUUUCCAGAUCAUUAGAUAACCUAAUGGUACAGGUUUCUAAGCUUUUACUUUUUUGUUGAUAUUUUUUAGUGCGAUGAAGACCCAGUUCUACCAUUUUGUGAAAUGUUUUUCCUUCGCAAAUUCAACGACUGUUUUCUUGUCAGUGAUUCAGUGUUUCGUCUAAGCCUUCAUAACUUUUGAUGCAUUUUAUUGUAAUUGAUUACCAACUGUGAAUUCCAGCUUUUCGUCUCUAUUCGUUUUUCGUGUCAAAUGCCUCUUGUGCUACAGGCAUAAACUAAACAUCGCCAGUUCUGUACUUCAAGAUACUAUUUAUUGGAAGAAACGUAGUGCUUACCGAGUUUGUACUUGUCAUAUUUACUUUGAAAAAGUGCCUGUACACUGAUUAUCUCAAGUCUUCAAUACAUAUUAAUUGGAAAUCCCUACAUAUAUAGAUUUAUAAGUGUUUCAUGGAAAAACAAGUUCAUGAAACAACUGUUCAUUUGUGUUCCCGUUAUUCGUGUUUGUUUUAAGAAUUACUACUCAAAAUUUAUAUGUAGUGGGUAGGUUGUGACUUGAUACACUUAAUCCUGUAGCUAUAAAUGAAUACGUCAUACAGUAUUUCAGAGUUCAGAAAGCAGUAGGAACAAAUAAUGAUUUAGUGCCGUCUAGUCAAAAUGUCAACUUUGACAUAAGUUUACUUGCGCUUAAAUUCUCCAGAUUGUAAUCACCAAUUCCCUAUGAGGCUAACUAAUUGCCGAAAAGCCUUAUAGAUGACCCCAUUAGUUGUUUGGUAGUUAUUCACUAUUUAGUAUUUUUGUGAUGAUCAAAGAAAGUCAUUCACGGACUAUUACCGUAAUUUAUACUGUUUAUUGCUUAUUCCUCUAAGACAUAGAUGUUAAUAGACUUUAGUAACAUAUCCAUAAAUUGCAUCUUCCAAUAACAAUUAGAGGCUUUCGUUUUGUUUCUGACUGUAUGGAGAAACGACUUGAAAUAAUUCUUGCAGUAACAUCAAAAUAUUGGUAUUGCUUCCACUCUUUGUUCCGCAUGAACGUAAACA